CUUUGCUAAAAUUAACAAUAUAGCCUUAGUAUGUACACUUAGUAUGAUAUAGGUUUAAGUGUUGGAUGUUCCAGUCAACCAAUUUAUAACGAAAUAUAUAUAACCAGGAAAAAUGCCUGAAAAUAGAGAAGAAGUUGUGAUAUCAGGUAUUGGAGGAAGAUUCCCAGAAUGCAAUAAUAUGGAAGAAUUAAAAGAUUUGUUAUUUAACAAGACCAAUGGUGUAACAAUCAAUUCAAAGAGAUGGAAACCAAACGAAAUGAGUGGAAUUGAUGGAACAGGGAAACUAAAAAAUAUUGAUAAAUUUGAUGCCACAUUUUUCAGUGUUCAUCCAAAACUUGCUGAAACUAUGGAUCCAUUAACAAGAGUUUGCUUAGAAAGAUCAAUUGAAGCGAUUAUCGAUGCAGGCUUAAGUCCAUCAGAUUUGUACGGAACAAAUACUGCCGUAUUUACCGGAUCAGCCAUAAGUGUUACAGAAAUGUAUACAAUGGAUUGCUCCGAAAAUUCCAGUUUCUCAAUGUUAGGACGUAGUAGAACUAUGCAAGCAAAUCGUGUUUCGUAUAUUCUCAAUUUAAAUGGUCCUAGUUUUUCAAUGGAUGGAGGAUGGAUUUGUGGUUCAAAUGGUUUGGCAAAAGCUAAAGAAAUGAUUGAAAGUGGUAUCAUAUCUUCAGCGAUUAUUGGAGUGACUGGUUUAGUCCUUCGGCCAGAAAUUCAAUUACAAUUUCAAGGAUUAAAUAGAUUAAACAAAAAUACUCAAACAAAAUCAUUCAGCUCUGAUGCUGAUGGAUAUAACAGAUCAGAAGCGUGUAUUGUUAUGUUACUCCAAAGAGCAUCCGAAGCUAAACGUUCUUAUGGAACGUUAUUAAGUGUAAAAUCAGCACAGUUUGGAGAUCAUCAAGGGCACUUGGUUGAACACGCUGGGAAUAACUUUAAAUCAGUAUUGUUGGAAUCUUAUAAAGAAGCUAAUAUAAAUCCAGCUUCUGUAGAAUUUGUCGAAGCUUAUGGAUCGGGAAUAAAGAGUGAAGAUGCUAUGGAAUUAAAUAUUAUGGAAGAAGUGUUUUGUACUGAAAAUAGGAAGAUACCUUUAAAAGUUGGUUCUGUUAAAAGCAACGUAGGCCAUUGCGAAGUUGCUGGUCUCUUUAUGUCAAUUGUGAAAGCCAUAAUUGCAUUAGAAAGUGGUUACAUACCACCGAACAUAAAUUAUACAGAGCCAAAUGAAAAUGUGGCAGCGUUAAAAAAUGGGAAAAUCCAAGUGGUCACGGAAAAGACACCACUUUUUACUGAUGUAAUUGGAAUUAGUUCUUUCGGUCUUAUAAACGCAUUUAGUCACGUCAUCAUUAGACAAAAUAGUAGAUUACAUUGCAACCUCAAUGAUGUCUUUCAUGAAGAUUGUAUACCACGGCUAAUUUUUGCAUCAGGGCGAAAUGAGGAAAAUGUCAGGAAGACCUUAGACAAGAUCAAAAGCUAUGGAAGCAAUAACGAAUUUAUAGCAUUGACCAAUGAUGUAUUUACUAAAAAUAUUAACGCUCAUUUUUAUAGAAGUUUUUCCAUUUAUCCUAAUCCAGAGGAAUUAAGAAUUGAUGACGUUUGGAAUGUUGAUAUGAAUAAGAAACGGCAGGUAUGGUUUAUAUUCUCCGGUAUGGGAUCACAAUGGCAUGGAAUGGGCACAGAUCUUAUGAAACUUCCAGUUUUCGCUGAUGCUAUAAACAAAUGUGAUAUCAUACUGAAGCCUCUAGGAGUCGACAUCAAAUACAUUUUAACCAGCCAAGAUCCAACAAUAUUUGAUAAUAUUCUUAAUUCUUUUGUUGGAAUUGCUGCGGUUCAGAUCGGGUUAGUAGAAGUUUUAAAAAAAAUAGACAUUAUACCUGACAAGAUUAUUGGCCACUCGGUCGGAGAAUUAGGAUGUGCCUACGCAGAUGGUUGUUUUACGGCUGAAGAAAUGAUAUUAUCUGCUUACGCCCGAGGUCGAGCUUCUUUGGAAACAAAACUUAUACCUGGAAUGAUGGCUGCUAUUGGACUUGGAUACGACCAAAUCAAAGAUAAACUUCCACAUGACAUUGACGUUGCUUGUCAUAAUAGUUCCACUAGUUGCACAAUAUCGGGUCCAGUUGACAGCAUCAAUGAGUUUGUAUCAGAAUUAAAAUCCAAAGGUGUCUUUGCAAAAUCCGUCAACGCAGCUGGCAUUGCGUUUCACAGUAGAUAUAUUCAAACCGCUGGCCCGACUCUGCUCAAAUAUUUGAAAGAAGUAAUCAAAGUACCAAAAAUAAGGUCUUCGAAAUGGAUAAGUAGUUCACUGCCGGAAACAGAAUGGAAGUCGGACCUUGCAAAAUAUUCUUCGCCAGAGUAUCAUACAAACAAUUUAUUGAGUAGUGUGUUGUUCGAAGAAGUUCUUAAACACAUACCCAGUGAUGCAAUUACAAUUGAAAUUGCUCCUCAUGGCCUUCUUCAAGCUAUUUUAAAAGUUUCUUUGCCGGAUACAGUUACUAAUAUAUCAUUAACUAAAAGAGUUUUUAGCAAUUCUAAUUCAAUUUUACUGGCUGCAUUUGGAAAAAUGUACGUAAAUGGAUUAAAUCCGAAAACACAAAAUAUCUAUCCGCCUAUAAAGUUUCCAGUUAGUCGAGGGACUCCUCAUAUUCACAGUUUACCUUUUUGGGAUCACAUUGAUAAAUGGACACCCGUUGUAGCAAAGGAUUCACAUUUCCUACCUGGAGAGAAAACAAACUCAAUAUUGCUAAAUGAAAAUAUUUAUUUGAUGGAAUAUAAAAUCCAUGGUUAUCAUAUUAUACCACUUGCAUACGUUUUGAUAAAUGUUUGGAAAAUGUAUGUAGAAAUGCAUGCCAAAAUUUUUUCUGAAGAGUCUGUACAGUUCUAUAAUCUAAAAUUCAAAAAUAAUAUCAAAAUCCAUCCAACUAAUUUGGCUGAGUGUUAUAUAAUGAUACAAUGGGGAUCUGGCUUAUUUGAAUACAAUUUCAACGAUGAAGUCAUUUUUUCUGGUCAAAUAAGUUUUAAAGACGACUUAAAUUUAAUUGAGAAACCAGAAAAUGAUAAAAAAUCUAAUAAUUUUCAAGGAUGUAUAUCAAACGAAGAACUUUAUGCCAUUUUGAAAAAAAAUGGGUAUAAUUUAGGAGACAACUUCAAAAACAUUACGCAUUUAGAUGUUUAUAAAAAUAAUAUUCAAGGUUUAGUAAAAUGGGAAAAUGAUUGGAUUUAUUUUUUAGAUGGACUAUUAAAGUUUCCAUUAUUAGACAAUUUAGGCACUCACCAAACGGAAGCUCCAGUUUCCAUUAGACAACUAGUUAUAAACCCUAUUAUGUUCAAUAAAUACACAAAAAAAGACAUUAACAUAAAUUACAACAAAGUCACAAAUGAAAUAACAUGUAAUGGAGUACAAAUAUGUGAUGUAAUAAACGAACCUUUAACAAUACCAAUACUAAAUUCUGCGGAAAUUAAAUUAGAAGAAGUAAAGUUUAUUCCAUUCAACUGCUCACAUUGCAAAAAUAUCAAUGAAAUUAUUUAUGAGUUUAUGAAUAUAAUAACAGAGUUUGAAAAAAAUUAUGUUGACAAUACAUCUGGAAAAUGUAUUCUUUAUAAACCGUUCAAUUAUAAUGAUCCAUUAUAUAUAUCAUGCACAAAAUCGAUUGAACAAAUUAUUGAAAACGAUACAUUAAUUGAUUGUACAAUAUUGAAUUGGGAUAAUGCCGAGGAAAUAUCCAAAAAUGAUGUAUUUGGAAGAUUUAUCACGGUCACAAAUGUUGAUUACUUUCAAGAUACAACUAAAGCGUUAGCCGACAAAAAAUGUAGUUAUAUAAUUGUAUGCUCCACAACAAAGCUCCAAGAUCUCAAAGACUGGAAAAUAAUUACACAACAGAAACUUAACAACAAUAGCUAUUUAUCAUUGAUGAAAAAGGCAAUAUUAAUAAAAUAUGAUAAAACCAAAUUUAUAAAACCAACAAAUAAUGAUAACGAUCUGAGCAUUUGGAAAGCAUUAGAAACACAUAAUUCAUCAAAAGAUAUGAUUUAUAUAAUUUCAAGGUCUGAACCGUUGAAAGGCAUUAAUGAUUAUGUUAACGAAAUCUUACAAAAGUAUAAAUCAAAAAAAUUAAGAUUUUUGUUUAUAUUGGAUUCAAACGCACCAGAUUUUGAUUCUAACCAGACAUUUUAUACAAAUCAGCUAUCAAAAGAUUUAAUAGUAAAUAUUUAUAAAAAUGGCGGUUGGGGCUCUUAUAAAAAAAUUGUUCUUCAAAAUUUAAAAGAUGAUAUUAAGGUCAACAAAAAUAUAGUGUUUAAAAAUUUCACCACAAAUACUAAAAACAAAUUAAAAGUCAAAUAUCUAGGGUUGAAUUUCAAAGAUUUGGUUGUCGAAGAAAACACCGAAAACGAAUUUGGACCAUUGGAAUACUCGGGGUAUAUUGAUAAUAAAACCAUUAUGGGAAUUACUUCGUUCGAAAAUAUAUCUUCUCAAAUGAUCUAUGAUCCAUUAUUAUCAUGGCCUGUACCAUCGACAUGGUCACUAGAAGAAGCAACCACUGUUCCUCUGGCAUAUGCCAUGAAUUAUUAUAUUUUUAACAUCUUGUGUAAACUUCAAAAAGAUAAUUCCGUUUUGGUAACUUCUGGGUUGCAUCCAAUAGGUCAAGCUGCAAUUGCAAUAAGUUUAAGUAUAAAGUGUGAGACUUACGCUAUUGUAGACUCAGACCAACAAGCAGAACAACUUUCUAGUAUCUUCCCGGAGUUAUUGCGGUCUAGAAUACUUAUAAACAUCAACAAUACAUUUGAUGUUAAUUUAAAAAUAAUAACCAAAUCCAAAGGAAUAGAUUUUAUUUUGAACUUUUUGAUCGGUGAAUCAUUUGAUGCUGCUUUUCGUACUUUAGCUAAGCAUGGAAGUUUCUUUAAUUUUUCAAAAGCAGAUAUGAAAAAUCAUAGAUUAUUAGGUACACGAAUAUUCUUGCAAAACACAUCGUUUUUCGCUAUUAGUUCAAACAUGUUGCUAAAUGAAAGUAUUCACAGUAAAAAAGUUGUACAGCAAGCAUUCAUGGAUGGAUUACAUAAAAGCGUGAUUAAACCUUUCUGUAAUUAUGUUUUAACACCGCCAUUUAGUAUUGAUCCUAUUCUAGAUGAUAUGAGAACUGCUUUGGACACAUCGAAUAAAAUUGUACUAUCUUUAAAUGAUGAUGGUAUGAAUUCCAAAAUUAAGUUUGAACGUAACUCACAUCAAUUUUGCCCCGAUCACGUUUAUGUAGUAAUUGGAAAUAAAUCUGAUUGGUUGGAUGUUGCUGAAUGGUUGGUCGACCGAGGUGCUCAAAAAAUGGUUAUUGUUGCCAAACAUUCUUUAAUAUCAUUAACAAACUGUAGAAGGUUUGAUAAAUUAAUAUCCCAAAAUGUAAUAAUACAAUUCGAAUCGUUUUCACUUUUAAAAGAGGAAUCUAUCGAGUGGUUAACCAAAUUAACAUCGUCCAAUGUUUUAGGAUCUAUGUUUAUAGUUAAUCAGCAUGAUGUUAAAAUAAUUAAAUCGUUGCGAAAUGCUUUUGAAAAUGUUUCCAACAAAACCAAAACAACGUGGUUAAUAUGUAUUUCAAGUAAAGGGGAACAUAUUUGUGCUGAGCUUAAAUCAAAUGGUCUAAAUGCUUUGAACAUACACUGGGACGAAAUUUCGUCACAACCAAAUAAUAUAGAAAAAUUACUUAUUGCAUUAGAUAAUCUACUGCAAAAACCCACCAACUUAGAGUCUUCUUCAUUUAUAUACUCGGAAUCUAGUGCUCAUAAUUCAAAAUGGUCACAUAAAAUCAAUGAUAUUAUUUCAAAUUUUUUCCCUGAAUCCAUCGAAGAGUUACAACUUUUGCAUGAUAAGAUAACAAAAGAAGCAGGAUUUAUCGAAGUUCCUACAAGAAGUCCGAGAUUAUCACAAUUGAAAUCUGUAACACCUGUGUUUGUCAUACCUGGAUUGAAGCCAAAACUCGUUGAAUCGUUUUACAAACAUUUUUUUUACCCGGUUUUCGAAGCUCAAUAUCCUAAUGAUAUCAUAUCGAUUGACAAUUUAUCUGAAAUUUUAGUAAAUAAACUUAAAAGCAUAAUGGAACGAGGUUACGUAACCAUUAUUGGUGAAUCUUGGGGAGGAAUGGUUGCUCUAAAAAUGGCUCAAAUAUUGGAAUCGCAAGGUAUACUAGUUUCCUUGACAUUAUUAGAAGGUGACCCAGAAUUUUUGACUGGAUGGGCUGAAUGUUUCCUGUCAAAUGAUAAUAUCGACAAUAAGUUAAAUAAAAUGUAUAGUUCACUUAUUAACAAGCAUGUUUCGGGUAAUUGUGAAGACGUAAAUAAAAUAUUAAAUACAGCUUCACUGAAUAAAAUAUUGGAAGAUAAAACCAAACAAGCACUGGAUAUUAUUCGCAAUAGGUUACAAAUAUUAUUGGAGUCGAAGCCACUUUUGAAUAAAUUGCAUACCAAAGUUUUAAUAGUUAGAUACGAACGAGCAUUUGAAUUUUAUAUAGCUAAUCUAAAUGAAUAUUGUACGAACCCGUCAUUUGUACAUACAAUUCCUAAGAUGGAUUACAAAAGUAUGAUAGUGGACAAAGAAACGAUUAACGCUAUAACAAACAAUGUGGUUAUAUCUUAUCCACUUGGAAUUGAACUAUCGUUGAUUGAAAAAUACAAUAACUUCUACUUUAGUUUAGAAAAAUUUUUAAAACAUAUCAGUUGAUGACCAUUUAUAUUAAUAAUAUUUUUAUUUUCAGUUUUCAAAUAUAAAUAAAAUAUGAGUAAAAUUCAAAUACUUAUUGUUAUUUAAUUUUUUAUAAGAAUUUUUAUUAAAAUUAUAUUAUUAGUGACCAAUAUUUAUUCAGAUUAAUUUAUUAUAGAACAACUUUUAUCUAUGUGUUUAUAUUGUAAAAAAGUGCAAAUAGACUAAAAUUAGAUAUAGUUUAUUGAGUUAAAAAAUUUGUUCCAUGUAAAUGUUAUAUGUGUAACAUUGUGUUACAUAUUACAUGUGCACUCAGUUGUAUUUAGAUUUUAAAUAAAAAAUAUUAUCAGAUAUUA
Messenger RNA from Rhopalosiphum padi (bird cherry-oat aphid), 7023 nucleotides. Its product is annotated as fatty acid synthase-like. The transcript has 34 exons. Gene Ontology annotation, molecular function: oxidoreductase activity; fatty acid synthase activity. Gene Ontology annotation, biological process: fatty acid biosynthetic process. Bases 113 to 6688 code for a protein of 2191 amino acids. NCBI's taxonomy places the organism in Eukaryota, Metazoa, Arthropoda, Insecta, Hemiptera, Aphididae. The record is from RefSeq and is a predicted model, not a curated record.